Molecule: messenger RNA, 1482 nt
Organism: Paraglomus brasilianum
Lineage: Eukaryota; Fungi; Glomeromycota; Glomeromycetes; Paraglomerales; Paraglomeraceae
Source: the annotation of a GenBank genome assembly
AUGGAAAAUCGGUCAACAAAAGAGUUUGAAGAUAAUAAGUCACAAUCAAAGCAAGCUGAGGCGGAGAUAAUAUUGGAUGAACCUAAAGGAGCUCUAAAGAAAGUUUGCAUUAAAAAAACAGAGCAUAAAGGUAGAGGCAUUUAUGCUCUCGAGACUAUUCAACGGGGAACUAGUAUUUGGCAAGAGUUACCGUUUUCAGCGGUAGUAGAUGAUCAGAAUAUCUCUAAAGCAUGCAGUUCAUGCUUUGUGAAUGACAAAAGGAUGUUCAGAUGCUCUAAAUGUAGUUUGGUUCACUAUUGCUCCAAGCAAUGUCAGGUUGAUGAUUGGCAAAACCAUCAAGAGGAAUGUAAAGCAACUGUAAAGGUUCAAAGAAAUCCUCCAACGUUUAUUCGCUUAGCAUCAAGGAUCUUGAGGAAAAGAAGAGUAGAUGUGACUUUGUUUAAGCAGAUUGAGAACUUGGAAAGCAAUUACUCUAAAUUUCAACAAUCUCAGAUGGAAACCUUUGCCCAGUUGGCUAUGGUUGUUAAAGAAUGUGUUGGAAAAGAUGAACUGAUUCCUGCAGCAGAUAUGCUGACUCUUUUUUGCCAAUUGACGUCGAAUGGCUUUAGUGUAUUGGAUGCAGAGAUGCAGUCUACUGGAGUUGGGAUAUAUCCCAAUGUAUCCCUGUUGAAUCAUUCUUGCUGGCCAAACUGUGUUGUAAUUUUUGAAGGAUUGAAAUUGAAUGUUCGACCAAUCAGAAAAAUAGAAAUUGGUGAAGAAAUCACAAUUUCAUAUACAGACUUAUUCUUUACUGGUGAGGAGCGCCGAAAAGAGUUGUAUGAGAGAUAUUUUUUUACGUGUCGAUGUGAACUGUGUGAAAAGUAUAAAUCGGUCUCUGAAGUGGAUCCAAGAAGUGCUCUACGGUGUUCUAACACUAGUUGCGAUAAUCCUGUUGAUCAGCCUAGUUCUUCUGACAAGGAUGAAGAGUAUGCCGUCUGUUGUAAGUGUGGGAAGAUAUCAACGUUUGACGUAGCAGUAUUGGAUGAUAACUUGAAGAAAGCGCGGUCAUUAUUUAAAAAAGGAUCCGAGUUAUCUACAUCAGAACCUGAAAAUGCUCUGACCUAUCUUCAUCAGGCAUUUCUUAUUCAACAAUCGCUAUUGUAUUAUGCGAAUCAUGAGUUAGUAAUGACCCACAGAGCCCUAUUUGACUGCAGCAGUAAACUUCAUAAAUGGGAUGAAGCAUUACAACAUGCAGAGUGUCUGGAGAGAGCAUAUCACGUCGUAUACCCUGAAUAUCACCCUGAUACUGCAGUACAAAUUUACAGGGUUGCCAAAAUACUCUUGUAUAUGAACCAAUUGGAGAAAGCAGUGACUGAACUCAGAUAUGCGUUGAAGAUUUCAGAAGUGACGUGUGGUUAUCGGCAUAAACUCACUAAAGUGAUAGAGACAAGUCUCAAAAAUAGUGAGGCGGAAAUUGCUAUUGGACAAAGUACUAGAUCGUGA